UCCAAAUCGUGGGAAUAAAUCCUGGUCUUAGUGCGGUAAUAUGUGGCGUACGGCUCGAACUUCAUUACUUCAACUUUACCUCCCGCUCUAUCCCUCCAGCUGUGGCUUCGACCUCCUGGAAAGUACCCUUACUGUGGCUACCACGAUGCUUGUGUACUGUCGCGCUGGCUCUCCCUUGUAUUCUAUCCUUCAUGCCUUGCCAACACCCGUCCUUCCUCUCCAUUAUGUCACCCGGCACAGUUUUCUGCACCCUGUCCGCUCCCGAGUCUGUUUGUGCCCCAGAUUCCCUGAACUUCUUCUGAAGUUCCGUGUUUUGCCCGGUCGCAAGCGCAGCAAGAGCAGAUGGCCUCAGGGUCUGUCUGGGACCGAUGUUAUAUAGUUGACAGUCCGUUUACUGAGCUGCGAGAAGCACAGUCUCCUUCCCGCCGGAAUGCAAUGGAGAGAAGCUCGAUGGACGCUCGGAAUCGCGAACAGGUGUCCUCGUCCCUCUCCGAC
Molecule: messenger RNA, 495 nt
Organism: Schizophyllum commune H4-8
Lineage: Eukaryota; Fungi; Basidiomycota; Agaricomycetes; Agaricales; Schizophyllaceae
Exons: 1
Coding region: 41-379 (112 amino acids)
Source: RefSeq, a predicted model, not a curated record